Protopterus annectens (West African lungfish) is the source of this 1490-nucleotide messenger RNA. RefSeq lists its product as uncharacterized. Lineage: Eukaryota; Metazoa; Chordata; Ceratodontiformes; Protopteridae. The record is from RefSeq and is a predicted model, not a curated record. The coding region runs from base 108 to 1490 and encodes 460 amino acids. The transcript is spliced from 7 exons.
GCAGCAUGCAGUAGUCUUAAUCUUUCUGGAUAACCUAGUCUACAACUGAGAGAAUUGCUGAAAAAAUCAAAAUUUAUUUAUGAUCAGCCUGUAAACUGGACUUGGAGAUGAACACCAGCAUUCUCUUUUUCCUUGCUGCAUUCUAUACGAGUUGCAUGUCGAAGAACUUUACUGUUAUUAGAAGCAGACACAACAGCAAAUACUACAUUCUUUGUGUAAUUGACAUAUGCACUGCAGAAAACGAAACAGAUUUGGAAGCUGUUUACUUCAGCCAUAUCUUCAGGACUGUGGUUGCACAGCAUAACUUCUCAACUGUUGGAUACAUCAUGAUUGAAGGAUGCAAGUCCAGCUGCCUCUACUCGGAUGAAUUAUUGAAGUUAUUGAACUAUGAUGUGAUUAACAAAGUUACUGCAGUAGUUGCAUUAUAUACUGCAAGUUACAUCAGUUUCUUUUUAGACUUUGUAUUUAAUGAAUUUCCACAGAUUUCUGUUUCAAAGUACAUAGAUUGCGAAACAUCUCAUUUAACCCUGGGUGGUCCAGCACCAAUAAAUGAUAUUCUUGAUGUUCUUGAGAGAAUACUGAUAUCCGAAGGAUGGUAUGCUUUUAACAUUUUCUAUGGCCCUGGCACCAUGUAUCAAGACUUGGCAAAUAAAUUGAGGUCCAGAAAUGAAAAAAAAUGGUGUGUGGAUGUACACUUUGGUAUAGGCAAACUGCAAGAACUAAAUAAAAUGACAUAUUCAAAUGUUUCAGUUAUUUUGGGUGAUUUAUUAUUUUUAUUCCCUCUAAUGAAAGAGCUUCUGAAAGUAAAUACUGUCAAUGUACAGUUUGUGAUGUGCUGCCUGCAAAAAGAUGAAUUUCAAGAGUUUAUGAAGCUUCAUGAAGAGAUGGGUCGUAUUUUCCAAAAUUGUAUUUUUAUUAUAAUGGAUCCGGUAAACUCAUCUGAUUACUCAGAUUUCCUGCAAAUGUAUGCUGCACAGUGUCAGAAUGUGACCUCUGGAAACGAUUCUUUGCCGUGUACCUCUUGGGAUAAAUUUGAGUCUUUGGAUUGUGAAGCUGAAAUAUUUGACUACUGCAAUUUCUUAUAUGAAAAUAAAAUUAGUUAUUUCCUUCAGGAUUCACAUCUCCCUGAUUUAACAGACCCUUCUAAACUGAUUUCAUUAUUACAAAGGCUCAUUACUGUUCUGCAACACAUGAAUGAAAGUCAUGAAAACAUGAAACAGUUAAGACACUUCAUUCAGGAAUUUGAUUUUCCACCAAAUUUAUCUUGGUAUUCAUUUUCGGUAAUCAGGAUUGAAAAAAUUGAUAAGGAAUAUCAAGAAGUUCCUUUUGAGAUCUCUAAUGAGAAAACACGAGAGAAUGAAGGCAGAGUAUUCUGUAUGAGAUCAUGUAUACCGGGAGAAUACAUGGAAUUAGAUAACUUGUCAAGAUGCUGUUAUUCAUGUAAAUCGUGUGAACCCGGAACUUACAGUUUUGGAAAUGGAAGCCUCUAA